Molecule: messenger RNA, 859 nt
Organism: Cephus cinctus (wheat stem sawfly)
Lineage: Eukaryota; Metazoa; Arthropoda; Insecta; Hymenoptera; Cephidae
Exons: 2
Coding region: 413-859 (148 amino acids)
Source: RefSeq, a predicted model, not a curated record
AUACACAUACACAAUUCUCUGAAAUAGGAAGAGAGUGACUGGGGAGCGAGUGAAUGAACAACUGUGGGAUUAGCCAAGGAAUAAUCCCAGAAAAGGACACGAAUGAGUGAGGCGAAGUAAGCCGUGGGAUAUAUGUAGGUAAGUAUUGACUGGUGGAGAGUAGUAAGAGAGGUAACGGAGAGUGAGAAGAAAUUGAAGAAGUAGGAUAGGAAAUGGAGUAAGAGUGAAUAGUGCUAAAGGUGAGAAAGAGAAGAGUUCAAGACAGGGAGCAAGGUUUCCAGCGCCAGAGGAUGUUCAGCUGUCUUGUCACCUGGUUCGAUCCAAGACUCAGGGACUCAGGGAGACCAUUAGGCGACUACUCGUGAGAGACGAAGAUAAAAAGUAAAAGCAAUGCCAGGAGGUUUAGGAGAAGAUGAACAUGGCAUCCGGUUUAAGAGUCAAUGAAGGACCAAGGUCCAAUAUGUCCAGGAUGAGAGGAAUGGAGAGCCGUAGAAGACUGUUCCUGGAUGAAAUUAGCCGGAAAUUUUUAGGAGACCCAGUGCCAGGCGAGGAGGAAGUUGUCUUCGUCCUGAACAAAGGAAACAUGACUGCGUUACACGUGUUGCGUAGCUGGUGUGACAGCCCCAUAAAUUGGACUGGCGUCGCGACGUACGUCGACGCUCGGCGUAUAAUCAGGCUCGCGAACACACCUGAAACUUUGCUCACCCUUGUGCAACCUCACGGGCAGAGCAAGGAGUCAGGCCCAUGCGCAAGCCCUUUAAGGAAAAGGAUCCCGACGUUCUCCACCGUGACACGGAGACAGCGGAACUGGGAAUCCGGCAGACAAAGAGGUUCAAGGAAUUUCGAAAAUUACCAAUAA